Sclerotinia sclerotiorum 1980 UF-70 is the source of this 1023-nucleotide messenger RNA. RefSeq lists its product as hypothetical. The transcript is spliced from 5 exons. Bases 1 to 1023 code for a protein of 340 amino acids. NCBI's taxonomy places the organism in Eukaryota, Fungi, Ascomycota, Leotiomycetes, Helotiales, Sclerotiniaceae. The record is from RefSeq and is a predicted model, not a curated record. Gene Ontology annotation, biological process: thiamine biosynthetic process.
AUGUCGACCGACAAGAUCACAUUCUUGAUGAACUGGCACGCAACGCCAUACCAUGCGCCCGUCUAUCUUGCCCAAAAGCUUGGGUACUUCGCCGAUGAAGUUUUGGUCGGGGAAAAGCUGACGGAAUCAACAGAUGUUACCGAGAUCAUUGGCUCUGGAAAGGUUGAUAUGGGAUUCAAAGCUAUGAUUCAUACUCUUGCUGCCAAAGCUCGGAACUUCCCCGUUACCUCAAUCGGCUCUUUGCUUGAUGAACCAUUCACCGGAGUGGUUUAUCUCAAAGAUAGUGGAAUUACCACCGACUUUCGUAGUCUUAAGGGAAAGAAGAUUGGAUAUGUUGGAGAAUUCGGAAAGAUCCAAAUUGAUGAGUUGACCAAGUACUAUGGAAUGGAACCAACCGAUUAUGAAGCCGUACGUUGUGGCAUGAAUGUCUCAAAGGCCAUCAUUGAAGGAAGUAUUCAUGCUGGUAUUGGAUUGGAAAACGUACAAAUGGUUGAAUUGGAGGAAUGGCUCGCAGACCAAGGUCGCCCUCGUUCCGACGUUCAAAUGCUCCGUAUUGAUGAGCUUGCUGAGCUUGGAUGUUGUUGCUUCUGUUCCAUCUUGUAUAUCGCAAACGAUACGUUCAUGGCACAAAACCCAGAGAAGAUUCGCAAGUUUAUGAAGGCCGUCAAACGAGCAACUGACUACGUACUUGCUUCUCCGACCGAAGCUUUUAAGACAUACAUUGACAUUAAACCUGAGAUGGCAUCUCCUGUCAAUCGUAAGAUCUUCGAACGAUCUUACGCAUACUUUUCAAAGGAUUUGAAGAAUGUUCAACGUGAUUGGGAAAAAGUCACCAAGUAUGGUAAACGUCUUGGUGUCUUGAACGAAGACUUUAGUCCUAAUUACACCAACAAAUUCCUUGAAUGGAAGCUUGAUGGUGAUUCAGCUGAUCCAACUGGUGAUCAGAAGAGAAUGGUUGUUUUGCAACAAGAAGUUGCCGAUAAGGGUGGCUUCAAAAGACUCGAUGUUAAGCUUGCUGCAUGA